Amphibalanus amphitrite is the source of this 1433-nucleotide messenger RNA. Its product is annotated as dnaJ homolog subfamily C member 8-like. Bases 148 to 807 code for a protein of 219 amino acids. The transcript has 9 exons. The record is from RefSeq and is a predicted model, not a curated record. NCBI's taxonomy places the organism in Eukaryota, Metazoa, Arthropoda, Thecostraca, Balanomorpha, Balanidae. Gene Ontology annotation, cellular component: nucleus.
GUUAUUGGCUACCUACGUCCGUCCGUGGUUUCAGGCCACACUUCCCAGACUUUUUUUUUCAUAAAAACUGCAGUGGAUCAACUUAUUGUACAUUGGUUUUGCACUGUGUGUAAAAAAAAUUGUCACCUAAGGUCUCCGAUUAAAAGUAUGGCAACUUCGUCAAGUGCUAUUGAAUCAGAUGCAACAUUCAACUCAUUUUACUGUGAGGUGAAGCAGAUUGAGAAGCAGGACGCGGUGCUGACGUCGGCGCAGCAGAUAGAGCGUCUGCUCCGGCCCGGCGCCACCUACCGCAACUUGAACCCCUUCGAGGUGCUCCAGAUCGACCCGGACCUUCCCGUGCAGGACCUUAAGAAAAAGUACAAACGGAUGUCCAUUCUGGUUCAUCCCGACAAGAACCCGGACGACAGGGAGCGAGCCCAAACGGCUUUCGAUAUUAUCAACAAGGCUUACAAGGCGCUAGAAGAUGAGAAUACCCGAAAAAAGUGUAUGGACGUCGUAGAAGAGGCCAAGUUCAAAGUGGACAGUGCGAUUGCAGACAAGCGCAAGAAAUUGAAGAAGGAGGGGAGAAAGGAUGCUGCCGUCGAUGAAGACGAUCCAGACAAGUACAAGCGCGCCAUACAAGUUCAAACAAUGAAACUAUUUGCAGAUAUGGAAAGGAAACGAAAGGAACUGGAGACCCGGGACCAAGAGGAGAGGAAGAGAAAGCGAGAGGCAGAAAUUGAGGAAGAGGAAAACAAAAAAGCCCAGAAGGAAUGGAACAAAAACUUCGAGGCGAUGGCGCCCCCUUGCAAGAUGGCGCUCCUAUGACGCCGCUGGCUCGUGAGGGCGCCUUUCGGGCCUAGGGGCGCCCACCAAGGAGUCCCGAGAGGGUCGUGUCACCAGCUGGCAAAACUUCAAGGCAGGCAAAACCUCCAAAAAGGCUAAAUUGGGCAAGCCGCUCGGUUUCCGUCCACCCAAACUGAAGCCGGAGCAGCGGUAGUGUCGCGGAGCGAUCUUCGGAGGCUGCGGCGGUAGUGGCGCGCAGCGACGCUCGGCGGCGGCGGCGGCGGCGGCGGCGCUCGGGCAGCCGGCCCGGCCGCCAGCUCGGACUGGUGGCUGCCCUCGGUGGGCCCGGCCCGGGCCGGGCCAGGCUGCGCUGACCGACGCAGCCGGUGGCCAGGGCCGCGCGCCAGCGACAGCGGAGCUGUGUCCUGUGGGCGCGCUCUGCGCCGUCUUCGGCCCGCACGCUCCGACACCCCGGUAUUCUAGGCUCUUGGGCUUAUAGAAACCAACCAAGGAUGAUUCAUAUUCCAAGACCAGGUAAUGUCGCAUUGGAGCGGUCUACAGCUUAUCUGUCUGGGAAAUCUCUGCUCGUGUUUCUCAAUGUUGAUGCUUGUGUCAUUUCAUCGAGUCGUGGUUCAUCGAGUGAUGCCAAAUACACCCGUUGUGAUGUU